This is a messenger RNA of Coregonus sp. 'balchen', 18512 nucleotides long. Lineage: Eukaryota; Metazoa; Chordata; Actinopteri; Salmoniformes; Salmonidae. The record is from the annotation of a GenBank genome assembly.
AUGCCCCACGAGUGCAUUGCAAUCAACUCAGCCACAGGGCUCCUUGAUGAGGUGCUUAUUGUGCAGCUGAACAAAUUAAUGGAUGAUGCGUGGUACUUUUGAUAGUUCUUGUGAUCUCGACAAAUCAACUUUUGUUAUGCAGUGAUCAUGAGAUAAAUAUUUUCCUUAUUUAUUCAUAUGUCCUCUCUGGACUUCCUUGUGUUUGUUCUUGAAACCAUGUCUUGUUUUGACUGAUGUCAUGUCUAUGCUAAUAUGGCAAAAAAUUGCUAGCUAGCUAACCAACAAAUGUAGUGAUUAAUUUGAGAGACAAGUGAUCAUUGUGCAAUUUUAUUUAUGUUUUCAAGACAUAUUAGAGAUGAAAUAUAGUUGACAUGUUAUCAACAAUCUAACAUGCUGACCACACCGCCCACAUUGCGUGCGCGAGCAUUGCAAAAUAAAUAUAAUAAUAAUAAAUAAUAAAAUGCCAUUUAGCAGACGCUUUUAUCCAAAGCGACUUACAGUCAUGCGUGCAUACAUUUUUGUGUAUGGGUGGUCCCGGGGAUCGAACCCACUACCUUGGCGUUACAAGCGCCGUGCUCUACCAGCUGAGCUACAGAGGACCACAUAUACACAUACAUGUUAUUCAAUCAUUUCAUCCAAACUGCUCGCGUGCGUCAACGAGCGUCUGCGUAGCCAGGUGCUAAAAUAGAACUUGAUCUUAUUUUAGGUGCUUGACGCACUGCAAGUCCUGCCUCUCCCAUCUCCUCAUUGGUUUUUAGGAGCAUAUACCCACCUAAGGGUGAUUGAAAGAUGAACGAGGUCCACACCCUUGUCCAGUUGGUUGCGGUAAUGUACCUUAAAGUUGGUUGCCAGCCUUCAUAUAAAAUCCACAGAAGAAGAAGAAGAAGAAGAAGAAGAAGAAGAAGAAGACUGAAUGAGGAGAGAUUACUAGAAACUAAUUAGGAUUCCCCUUUUAUCUGUGAAUUAAUUGUUGGAGUAGAGAACACAGUUGACCCAAAUUCUACAAAGAUCCAGUACCUUUCAGGUAAAAUAACAACCCAAUGUUUAUAUCCCAGUACAAAUUAGCUAGCAACAGCAAGCUAGCUAGCUAAAUGUCCAUAAAUGUUUCAUAUGUUUUGGCCUGUCCCCAAAUUAAUGUAGUUGGUUCAGAGUGCGUUUUGAUAUUUCAACCUGCGUGUCCUGAUCUCAUCUGGUGGGGACAAACUCAAGAUGCGCACGAUGACGCAUGUGGACGCACGCGCGGAGCCGGUUUGGUCAUCAUGUAAACCAACCCCGUCUGUUUGCCACAUAGUUGCGCACGCGUUGGUUUUGUUGCUAAACAACCAACCCGUCUAUAGGGAGUACACACAGUGCCUUCAGAAAGUAUUCAUACCCCUUGACUUAUUACACAUUUUUGUUAUGUUACAGCCUAAAUAAAAAACUCUUUAAUUGAGAUGUUUGGUCACUGGCCUACACACAAUACCUCAUAAUGACAAUGUUGAAUUAUGUUUUUCUAAAAGUUUACAAAUUAAUAAAGAAUGAAAAGCUAAAAUGUCUUGAGUCAAUAAGUAUUCAACCACUUUGUUAUGGCAAGCCUAAAUAAGUUCAGGACAAAAAAUUGGCUAAACAAGUCACAUAAUAAGUUACAUGGACUCACUCUGUAUGUAAAAAUAGUGUUUAACAUGAUUUUUGAAUGACUACCUCAUCUCUGUACCCCACACAUACAAUUAUUUGUAAGGUCCCUCAGUCGAGCAGUGCAUUUCAAACACAGAUUCAACCACAAAGACCAGGGAGGUGUUCCACUGCCUAUUGGUAGGGUAAAAAAAAAAAAAAGCGAAUCAAAUAACAUUUUCUUUGUCACAUGCGCUGAAUACAACAAGUGGAGACUUUACAGUGAAAUCCUUACUUAUGAGCCCUUUCCCAACAAUGCAGUUAAAAGUAAGAAAAUGAACAAAUAGAUAAAAAAGAAUGGUAACACAAUCAAAUAACAAUAACUUGCUGGUUUUCAGAGAUAGAUGGGAGGGAUUGAGGGUAGCUGAAGGAUGGGACUUAAAACAACAACAAAAAAGAUCACUAAUGUAAAAUAUACUGUGUCCGUAAAAUGUACUGUACAUGUAGGUAGGGGGUAAAAAGCAGAAAGUCCAGGUAGCUGUUUAAUUAACUGUUCAGCAGUCUUAUGGCUUUGGGGUAGAAGCUAUUCAGGAGUUUUUCAGGAUAAAAAAGAAAUGUAAUGGAACUAACCACAGUGUCACGAUCGUCGUUACAGGAAGCGGACCAAGGCGCAGCGUGUGAUACAAACAUGACUUUAUUUUAAUUAAAGUAACGAACAAAACAAACAAAACACGACUCGUGAAGUCCAACGGUUAACAUACCGACACGGAACAAAAACCCACAACAACCAAGAGAAAACACACAGUUUAAAUAUGGCUCCCAAUCAGAGACAACCAGCCGACAGCUGACACUCGUUGCCUCUGAUUGGGAGUCACACAUGCAAACAUAGACAUAGACAACCUAGAACACCCAACAUAGAAAACGAACACAUAGAAUGCACACACCCUGGCUCAACAUAAAGAGUCCCAGAGCCAGGGUGUGACAGUACCCCCCCCUAAAGGCGCGGACAGCGACCGCGUCUAAACAAAACCCCAAACAGGGGAGGGCUGGGUGGGCAUUCCUCCUCGGAGGCGGCUCCGGCUCCGGCCUUGACCACCACCCCUCCAUAACUCCCCCGUAGCGCCCCUGAUCCGGUCUGACCCCGCUGGCUGGAUCUGGACUGGACAUUGACGGAGCGGAUUGCUUACGCUCCGUUGUGGAGCAGCUGACCGGUCUUACCAGGCUGACGACUCGCACCCCGGGCUUGGUGCGAGUAGCAGGAACGGGCUGGACCAGGCUGACGACUCGCACCCCGGGCUUGGUGCGAGUAGCAGGAACGGGCUGAACCAGGCUGACAACUCGCACCCCUGGCUUGGUGCGAGUAGCAGGAACGGGCUGGACCAGGCUGACGACUUGCACCCCUGGCUUGGUGCGAGUGGCAGGAACAGACCGGGCCGGGCUGGCGACUCGCACCCCUGGCUUGGUGCGAGUGGCAGGAACAGGCUGGACCAGGCUGGCGACUCGCACCCCUGGCUUGGUGCGAGUGGCAGGAACAGGCUGGACCAGGCUGGCGACUCGCACCCCUGGCUUGGUGCGAGUGGCAGGAACAGGCCGGGCCGGGCUGGCGACGCGCACCGUAGGUUUGGUGCGAGUGGCAGGAACAGGCCGGGCCGGGCUGGCGGCGCACACCGUAGGUUUGGUGCGUGGAGCAGGAACAGGCCGGGCUGGGCUGGCGACGCACCCCGUAGGCUUGGUGCGUGGAGCAGGGACAGGCCGGGCUGGGCUGGCGACGCACACCGUAGGCUUAGUGCGAGGAGCAGGAACAGGCCGGGCAGGGCUGGCGACGCACACCGUAGGUUUAGUGCGAGGAGCAGGAACAGGCCGGGCAGGGCUGGCGACGCACACCGUAGGCUUGAUGCGAGAGGCAGGAACAGGCCGGGCUGGCGAUGCGCACCGUACACUUAGUGCGGGAAGCAGGAACGAGCCGGGCCGGGCUGGCGACGUGCACCGUACACUUAGUGCGGGAAGCAGGAACGGGCCGGACCGGACUGGUGACGCACACCACUUGCUUGGUGUGAGGAGCGGGACUGGGUUUCAUCAUAACCCCCCGCUCCCUCAGCUGCCUACCGAGUUCCUCUCGCCGUGCCUCAUUUCUCACCCUUUCCCUAAUCGCCUCUAAUAGCUCCAUCCUCUGCAACAUUAACUCCUGCUCCCUCUUCGCCAGUAGCCCCCUUAACCUGGUGGCCUCCUCUCCAAAUCGCCCAAUACGCCCUGUGGCAGCCUCCUGCUGCCCAGUCGCCCAUGACGUGUGCCCCCCCCCUAAAAAAUUCUUGGGGGUGCCUCUCGUCCGUCCGACGAUGGCACUGCUGACGCCGCUGCUCCUCUCUUGUCCAGUCUGCCUGCUCCUGGACACGCUGCUUGGUCCUUUUACGGUGGGUUUUUCUGUCACGAUCGUCGUUACAGGAAGCGGACCAAGGCGCAGCGUGUGAUACAAACAUGACUUUAUUUUAAUUAAAGUAACGAACAAAACAAACAAAACACGACUCGUGAAGUCCAACGGUUAACAUACCGACACGGAACAAAAACCCACAACACCCAAGAGAAAACACACAGUUUAAAUAUGGCUCCCAAUCAGAGACAACCAGCCGACAGCUGACACUCGUUGCCUCUGAUUGGGAGUCACACAUGCAAACAUAGACAUAGACAACCUAGAACACCCAACAUAGAAAACGAACACAUAGAAUGCACACACCCUGGCUCAACAUAAAGAGUCCCAGAGCCAGGGUGUGACACACAGGCAAAAUCCUAGAGGAAAUCCUAGUUCAAUCUGCUUUCCACCAGACACUGGGAGAUGAAUUCACCUCUCAGCAGGACAAUAACCUAAAACACAAGACCAAAUCUAUACUGGAGUUGCUUACCAAGAAGACAGAGAAUGUUCCUGAGUGGCUGAGUUACAGUUUUGAGCUUGAAAAUCUAUACUGUAGCAAGACCUGAAAAUGGUUGUCUAGCAAUGUUCAACAACCAAUUUGACAGAGCUUGAAGCAUUUUGAAAAGAAUAACAGGCAAAUGUUGCACAAUCCAGGUGUGGAAAGCUGUAAGAGACUUACCCAGCAAGACUCACAGCUGUAAUCGCUGCACAAGGUGUUUCUACAAAGUAAUGACUCAGCGGUGUGAUUACUUAUGUAAAUGAGAUAUUUCUGUAUUUCAUUUUCAAUAAAUUUGCAAACAUUUCUAAAAACGUCAUUUUGUCAUUAUGUAGGAUUGUGUGUAGAUGAGUGAGAAAAUAAAUCAAUUUAAUUCAUUUUGAAUUCAGGUUGUAACACAACAAAAUGUGGAAUAAGUCAAUGGGUAUGAAUACUUUCUGUAGGCACUGUAUGCACUAUUUACAGGAAGGAAUAGGGUGCCAUUUGGGACGCAACUUAAGUGAAUGACAGGGGGCCAUAUCUGUAUGUCUUUAGGGGAUGAUUGAGAUAACAAUUGUUCCAGUUCACCAAUCAGAUUAUUUUUCCCAAAAGUAGUGCACUUCAUAGGGAAUAGAGUACCAUUUGAGAUGCAGCCUCAGACCUCUGCCCUGACUUCCCUCCGUUGAUUAAAUGGGUGUAGAAGUCUGGAAGUGAUUGUGUGCUUGAUUUGCCUGCUUCCCCCACAGGGAGAUUUACACAGUUAUUUGAGCAAUAUCUCCCAUUCCCUGCAUCAGCCAACACACCUGCUCGAGCGCACUGGGAUUGAUUGUGUGUGUGUGUGUGUGUGUGUGUGUGUGUGUGUGUGUGUGUGUGUGUGUGUGUGUGUGUGUGUGUGUGUGUGAGUGUGUGUGUGUGUGCGCUUGUGUGUGUGUGUGCGCUUGUGUGUGUGUGUCAGGUGUCAGGGUUAAGCCAGCAGAAAAGCUGCCUGUGUAGUUGAAGGAGAACAGAGAAAGACUGCAGAGAACACCUUAAGCCUACUGUAAUCUCUUUCUCCAUGCCCCACUCCAGCUCACUCCAGGCAUAACACACACACACACACACACACACACACACACACACACACACACACACACACACACACACACACACACACUCACUCACUCACUCACUCACACACACACACACACACACACACACACACACACACACACACACACACACACACACACACACACACACACACACACACACACACACACACACACUCACACUCACACUCUCUCACACACACACACACACACACACACACACACACACACACACACACACACACACACACACACAGACAGACAGAGAACUGGGGUAAUGUCUGGCCCCAUGUUUCUCUUGGACAUCAGAUGCUGUGUGCCCAGCGCCUUGCCUUCUCUGGUCCCAGACACAAGGCCCCUUCCCCCCAGACUCCUGCUAGCUUCAUCUGUCCUUCUAGAAACAUCCAGUGACUGGGAGGAAAUAUCUGUCUAGGAAUAUCUGUCUAGACUUAAAUUAGAGCAGCACUGUUCUUUUCAAUCCCAGUCCUGGAGAGCUGCAUGGUAUGCAGGCUUUUGUUCCAGCCCAGCACUUACACACCUGAUAAUGCUACAUUUGGAUUACUCUGUUAGACACGCUCCGGGGUGAAGUUUGCCCCUAGGUACAGAUCUAGGAUCAAUGUCACCUCCCCCAAGCCUAACCUUAACUAUUAGUGGAGAAAAUGCCAAAUUGUCCAAAGAUCUAGGGGCAACUUCACCCCACACCGUUAGACACAGUGCUGCCUAUCCUUCCUCAUGUCUGUGGACUUCAGACAUUUUUGCUCUCUGUGUGUCUGCUAGAAGACAAAUAGCCACCUCAUAGACAUUCCCAGACCCUGAAAGCAUGGUCUGCACACAGCCGUGUGUGUGUAGUGUGUGUGUGUGUGUGUGCUUGUGUGUGUGUGUGUGUGUGUGUGUGCAUAUGUCUGUAUGCAUGUGUGUGUGCCUGUCUCCAGCCUAUACGUAUAACCCAGUGUGGAUCAGUGAUUCAUCUCGAUGGGGGAAAGCCAUUAAUUGGUUCGUUAAGACAUAGACAUUCCUACUCUGUCUCGGUGCCUGCUUUUCCUUGGAGCAGGCUGAAUGGCCGUAGUGUGGUCUCCAACUCCCCAUUCACCCUAAUGGCCGAUUACACUGAAGCUUUUUAACAUCCGCUUUGCGUCCCAAAUGGCAUCCUAUUCCCUAUGUAGUGUAUAAUUUUUGACCAGGGACCAUAGGGCUCUGGUCAAAAGUAGUGCAUUAUGUAGGGAAUAGGGUGCCAUUUGGGGCAUAGCCCAGGACAAAUGAGCUGCUACCAGUUUAGACCAAUGUUAUUCUACCCCGGGGGUGAGAAUGAGAAAUGUGGCGAAGUGGAAGUUAACACACACUGGGAGAUGGGGUGCAGUUAUUGUUUCUAACAAGGUGGAACAGAUUUUGUAGCGUGUCAAUACGGUGUAGGAAGGGGGAGAGGAAUGGAGUGUUACGCUGUGGUGGAUUUCAGACCAGGCAGGAGAUGGUUUUGACAGAGUGAGGUGAACAGAUUAGUGUGUGUGUGUGUGUGGGCGGGUGUCAGAGUGUGUGUGUGUAAGAGAGGUUGAUUUGCUAGGAGGGGGUCCUGAGACGGUCGUUGGCUCGAUGAGAUCUGAUCGUUGGCAGGUGAAGCGUGGUUUGGUCUGACAGGUGUGUGUGUGUGCGUGCGUGCGUGUGUGUGAGACAGGCGGCUAUAAUUCAGGAUGAAAUGUCUGUCAGUCCUGAUUUGACUCCAGCCACGAUCCUUCAGACUCACAAAGGUGUAACUCCUGAGCCUCCCCAAUAAACUAACAAUACAACACAAUCUGUUGUUGUAGAUAUUUCUGUGUGUUUGUGCAUUUCUUUGUUGCAAAACAGAUUUCCCUGAGGGAUAUUAAGCUAUUCUAUUUUACUUGUUUGAUAUGGUGUAUGUUAUAUUGCUUUCCCGUCACAAAUACUUUUUUUUUUUGGUAGUUUUAUUAACCAUUACACUCAAGCCAAAACAAUUCCUUGUAAACCGUUGGUUUCAAUUAGUACUAACAAUGUUUGUUUGUUAUAUUGCAUUGCUUUGCAGAAACUGUGAAGGCAAGAAUAUCCGCUACAGAACAUGCAGUAACAUGGUAAGUCUAGUCUACGGUAUGUAGCCUCAACAGACUGGCAACAGAGUCAUUUCUAAAGCUUAUGUAUGUAACACUUAUAACUUGUUACAAAUAGUUAUCAUUUCUAUUCCAGCUUAUAAAUAGUAAUACAUAGUUAUACCUUUUCUAUUCCAUCUUAUAACUUUGCUGGUAACAAUGAGAAGAACCGGCACAAUAUUGUCAGUCAGCACUGUUUUUAUCAGUCAUUUCCAGCACUGUGGGUGACCUCAUGGUAAAAUCCUACGUUCCAUCAAUGAAGAGAAGAAAACAAUAUCCUUCUCAUAUCAACUCCAGACAUGCCUUGAGUCUAUUCUAAGCAGCGGGAACCACAGUCGUUCUCACACCAUUUUAAUCAAAGAUAGACUUUAUUGCUUCUAUUACUCUAUUGAAGUGGUUUGUGUCUGGAAUGUAUUGCAGACUAGCUAUGAUUUCAAUCAUGACCAGUGGGAUGAGUUCCCACCAUAAUAUUUACACCAUCGCUCCCGGUGUGAAUGAGAUGGAUCUAAACAAAGCAAGAGAGAGAGAGAAAGACUUGACUUUUAGAAGAUGAGAAAGAGACGGAGGGAGAGAGUGUGUGUGCGUCCCAGUGUGUGUGUGUGUGUGUGUGUGUGUGUGUGUGCGUGCGUGUGUAUGUGUGUGUGUGCGUGCGUGUGUGUGUGUGUGUGCGUCCCAGUGUGUGUGCGUGCGUGCGUGUGUGCAUGCGUGUGUGUGUGUGUGCGUGCGUGCGUGCGUGCGUGCGUGUGUGUGUGUGUGUGCGUGCGUGUGUGUGUGCAUGCGUGUAUGUGUGUGUGCGUGCGUGCGUGCGUGUGUGUGUGCGUGUGCGUGCGUGUGUGUGUGUGUGUGUGUGCGUGUGUGCGUGUAUGUGUGUGUGUGCGCGUGUGUGUGUAUGUGUGUGUGCGUGCGUGUGUGUGUGUGUGUGCAUAAAGCAAGGUCUAAGGAGAGACUUAGUAAAGGCUCGCUGUUGGUAAAGAGUUGGGUCUUCCACAUGUAAGCCGUUAUCUCUUCUGUUCUGUCCCUCUGCCUGACCAUCUCAUCCUUCUCUAUGUUCCUUUGCUCUCCUCCCCCCUCCCUUCUUCCCCAGGACUGUCCCGUCGAGUCGGGAGACUUCCGAGCCCAGCAGUGCUCCGCCCACAAUGACAUCAGGCACCAGGGCAUGGUCUACGAGUGGGUUCCUGUGCCCUAUGACCCCUCGGCAGCGUGCGCCCUGCGGUGCCAGGCCCGGGGGAGGAGCCUAACGGUGGAGCUGGCGCCUAAGGUUCUAGACGGAACACGUUGCCGAGCCGACGCCCUGGACAUGUGCAUCAGUGGGAUCUGUCAGGUGAGAUACUAAAUUGACUGAGUGAUUGUUUGAUUGGAUGUUAUAAAGCACUUUUCCAGAUGCUCAGUCAGGGCCGUGCACAUUCAGGGGGCACGUGCUUAAAAUGAACUAAAGCCCUAUCUGUGCCCGUGCCUGAUCAAAGUGCUUAUAUAGUAAGGGGGAAACGUAUAUUAUUACGAUAUGAUGAUAUCAUAGUAAUAUAUUGUAUAGUAAGGAUUGGAUUUAUAUAUGCUUUUCCAUGUGCUCAAAGCACUCACCUCAUCCACCACCAAUGUGUCACCCACCUGGACUAUGCCAUGGCAGCCAUUUUGGUUCCAGAAAGUUAAUCAGCCAUGCCAAUGACAGAUCAGGGGACACGAUGUACGAUAUGAUACGAUACAAUAAAAUGGCUCAAGACUGGAUCAGAGCUUGAAGUAUUUGUUUUUUCUUUGUGGGCCAUAAAGCUACAUGAAUCUUUCCAAACUAUACAGUGCAAAACAGUCUGAGAACUUCUGAUCUUCUGCAAUAUUUCUCAAUAAUCUUUGCUCUUGAACAAUCAUACAGUAUUUCCACUUUGUGAAUCCACAUGCUGUAGCAGCAGCUAAUCUAAAACCACAUGUCAGAAAUAGGAAGUUCAUAAAAAAAAGAUCUUAAACAAGGAAAAUAUUUAUCCUCUCCAUGUUGCAUGUCAGAAGUUCUGGGUUCUAGUUUUAGGCGAAACGUUGUUGUUUUAGGAACCACAGACUGAUGAUCAAUGUUGAUAUGUCCUCUUCGGUGGAUAGGUGCUUGAUUAAAACGUCUGUCUGAGGCUGUAUGACCGGAGGAAGGGGAGAGGAAGAGAGAGAGAAAUAUAGAUAGAGAACUGGAGGAGGAAGGAGGGAGAGAUAGAGAAAAAAAUAGAGAGGGAGAGUGAGAGGAGGUGUGACAGGAGGAAGGAAAGAGAGAAUAGAGAGAGAUGGAGGUACGAUGGGAGAAAGGAGAGAGAGAUGAGAGAGAGAAAUAGAGAGAGAGAGAUGCAGGAGAUUUCCGGUGUGAGGAGUGAGAGUAAAGAGAGAGACGCGAGAGAGAAGAUGCAGAUGAAGAAUAGAGAGAGAGAGUAGAAGGAGAGAGAGAGAGAGCGAGCGAGAGAAGAGUAGAGCUCGCGAUAAGAGAGAGUAGAGAUAGGAUGAGAUCGAGAGGAGUCGAUUAGAGAGAGAAGGAGAGAUAGAUAGAUAGAGAUAUUCAGUAGAUACGCAUGAAAGAGAGAGGGGAGAGGAGAGAGAGAGAGAGAGAGAAAGAGAGAUGCAGGAGGUAUGUGCUCUAGUCAAAUGCACUGCACUAUAUCAUAGGGAAUAGAGUGAUAUUUGGGACCUAUAGCAGUUCUAGUCCAGAGAGGAAUGCACACUGUUGUGUGUCUAGCCAAGAGGAAAUUCACAUAUCCACUUCAUCCAUUAAGGAAAUAGACCCUCUUUAUGCAAAUCCUUAAAAGUACACUUAUACAGUGCCAGGCCAUGAUAGCUUAACAGGGAACGAGGGACAUUAUUUAGUCCCACAAGGCAUUAUCUUGUUACUGAUACUUCUCUAAGUAUCCUGUAUGUAAGCAAGCUACAAUAAGACGCUGUCUUCAUGGAACCAUGACAAAGUACUUGUUCAACCCAAAUAGAACCUUCAUGUUAUACUAUCCAUAGACAUUCUCAAGUGAAGUGAAGUGUGUGUGUGUGUGUUCGUGCGUGUUUGUGACAAGGAGCUGCGAUAUCAAGAUCAGGCUUUCUCUGACCAUGCUCUGUGCUUGAAGUCAAAUAGCUCUGCACGGUACUUCAUGGCUUCUGCCCUAUAAGGGGUGUGCAUAUAAUGGGUAUAAGGAGUGUUUGUGUUUACUGGGACUACUGGUCAGGUAAGCCAUGUUUGGUUUGUUAUGCUGGCUGCCAUUCCCACAGCAUCUGGAGCACAAACUCUGUUCUUCACCAUUUCAAGAAAGUUAUGCAGUUUAAUACAACAUUACAUAUACAGUGUCCCCGCACAUUGACUCUGUACCGGUACCCCCCGUAUAUAGCCUCCCUACUGUUAUCUUACUUUACUGCUGCUCUUUAAUUAUUUGCUAUAAAAAAAUGUUACUUAUCUAUUUUUUUCUUAAAACUGCGUUGUUGGUUAAGGGCUUGUAAGUAAGCAUUUCACUGUAAGGUCUACACCUGUUGUAUUCGGCGCAUGUGGCAAAUACAAUUUGAUUUGAUUGGAUCAGUGUAGGAUACCAUGUAAAACAUGUGAGUUUAUUCCCCCAUACCCCACGCCUCAUCCUCUAAACCAGAGGGCAAAGAAACAUAACCCAUUUUCAAUGUGGCCCUCCGGACUUUGGUGAAGACCGAAUAUGGCCCUCGGGGCAAAAUGAGCUUGACACACCUGCUCUAAACCAAUAUAUCCCAAGCUGUUCCUCAUGGACCCCCAACAGCUGCAUGUUAUUCCACAACUUAAAGGUUUGGCAAUUAGCUGACCAGUUGAAUCAGGUGUGCUGGUGCUGGAAUAGAACCAAAUGUGCUGUGGCUGCGGUCCUUGAGGAACCGAUGGGGAAAGCCCUGUCUAAACUGAGUGUUUUCAAAGACUCUGACGUUGAGCUGUGGCAUUAUGCCUCAUAUAGAUGGUACAUUCCUGUACUGGGCUAACAACACUGACAGACAGAUCAAGACAUAAUGGACACUCCACAGCCAGAAACACUCGUGAACAUUUACUUUAUGGUGUUGUUGUAUUAUCAAAGAGUGAGAGAGCGCUUUGAGUUAGUGACCCUUAGAAAAGGCCUUUAUAAAUUAAAUGUGAUUGAUUGAUUGAGCUUAUGUAGAUGGUUCUUUACCUCUCCUUGGCUAAAAACUGACACAGAUCACUCAAUUCCCACAGCCAGUAAGCCAUGAUAGUACGCUAACACAUAUAUAUAUUCUUUAUAAAUAGACAGCGCUUUGAGUUUAUGGUUUGGCAGCAUUUCUUAUAUAGAAAUCAGAUCACUGUAUUGGGUUAACAACAAAGAUAGAUUAACACAUACAGGAUCCAGCCAGGCUGGUUACUAAGUAAGCCAGAAAAGUAAUAGUUAACUAACACAUUCACUUUAUUUGAUUAUUUUAGCACUUGUUGAGACUUGGGAGCGUUUCUUAUGUAGAUGAUACAUUCUUUAUUAAUUUAUUUAUUGAUUGAGUUUAUUUGACAGUUGAAAAUUAAUAUAAAGCCGCUCCAGUAGGAAACAACGUUUAAUGCAUUCAAAAAAACGAUGAAGCAUAAACACAAUGAAGCCUCCUGUGUUAACAACACUGACAGAUGGAUACACACACCGCCAGCAGACAGCGCUGGGGUCGCUGCCUUGGCAUCAUAGCUUACACAUAAUAUGAUUAUAUUAUGAUUCAUUUAUACUAGUGAUUGCCAUUUCAGAUAAAAAGGGAUUAUUAUUAUUUUUGCUUUGCAUAUCACUUAUUUCAAACAGAUGUAUGGCAUGGCCACAUGGUGCUUGUUUUGGAAAGUUUGAGGAUCUUUGAAGAACGGCCUAAACAGACUAUUUGUUCCUCCAAAAAUAUGAAUAGAUUGUUCAUAACAAAAAAAUUAAAUAACAAAAAAUACAGGACAGGACACCACAACAAAAAAAACAACAACAACCCGGACCUUUUCUUUCCUCAAGGGAAAUAAUGUUCAUUCUGCACAAAAACCCCAAUCUUAGGUUUCUGGACCCAGGUCAUUGAACAAUGUUUAUGCAAUGAUGUUCAGAGAGCAAGCUCUGCAUUUAAACACUCUCUCAGCAAAUGUCUACCACUUUGGCUGUAGCAACGUUACAGAAAGGUUUAAAUGCAAUAGAAAGAGACAGGUUGAUAUUCAGCUCUCGCAGACCUAAUGGGAUAGACACACAGACUGUAUAAUAAUGAAGAUGAUGGAUUGAGUUUAUGUAGCGUUUUCCUUCAUGCUGAGAAAUGUUUAACUUGAUAUUCGAGAGGUGGGUAAUGCAAUAUAUCAAUAUAAUGAUGGAACAAUUUUAUAUGUACUUUUAAAAUAGUCAAAUAAAAAGAAUAAAUGAAUUUAUAGAUGUCAAUAUGGCCUACAGUGGUGACUGAUCUCUCUUUUGAACUCAAAUUCAAAUUGCUUUAUUGACAUACAUUACUCUCUCUCUCUCUCUCUCUCUCUCUCUCUCUCUCUCUCUCUCUCUCUCUCUCUCUCUCUCUCUCUCUCUCUCUCUUUCUCUCUCUCUGUCAUGCAAGGAAAACAUACAGGGGUUUCAUAUGAGCUGGUCCUUCCAUAGACCGUCCACACAGCUGGUAGACACUUCACUGCUAUCUGAAAUCCAUCACACAACCUUCAAACAUAGGCACUGUACAGUAGUCUACCUAGUUCUGAGUCACAACCAAUUCUAACUGGGUGUCUAAUUCUGGGCUGUGGCUACAACUACUGUUUUGUCCAUCUAGAGGGGUCAAAAUACAAUUCAAAAGACUUGGUCACACGCUGAGGUGAAUCUGAAAGGCAAGUCAAGGGUCCAGUAGCAAUGAGAAGAUGGCAUAGCAGGCUGUAAGGGAUAGAACAGACAGUAGGCAGACUGGGUUUAACACGUGACAGAAUGGGACCAGUCCUCUACCUUCCAAUGUAUAUGUAUUAAUGAUCACGAGAGCAUGGAUGGAGCGUUGAGCUGGGAAAAUAAACUGAAUUCCUGAAAGGAGAAGCACAUGUGUGUGUGUGUGGGCGGCAGGGAGGGGGGUUCCCUCUACCUCUCUUCUAACCACCCUCCACCCUCUGUCCCUCCACCUCCGUCCCUUACCUCCCUCAACCCCUCACUCUAUCCCUCUUUCUUUCUCACCUCUCUCUCUCCAUAUUUGUGUUGGCAGGAGGUGGGAUGUGACAGACAGCUGGGCAGCGGUGCCAGGGAAGACAACUGCGGUGUGUGUGCCGGCGACGGUUCUACGUGUCGGCUGGUCCGGGGCCAGGCGCUGCCUCACGUCUCACCGGAAGAACGUAGGUACACAACAAGUUCGGCAACGCCUGAAAAAAUACACUCUUCCCUCUCUAAGAUGACCAUACUUCUGCGCUAUAUCAAUAUCUUUACACACAGAGGUUGUGAACACACUCUCUGUUGAAAAUACAUUAUCGUCUCGCUCCCUUGUGGCCAUAGGUAAAUAUAAUCUCUCUUCAUCGCUCUCCCCCAACGAGGUUUACAACUGCUGUGAAAAUACACUCUGGUCUCCUUAACUCUCAUCUUCUCCCAAGCCCAUGUAAAUAUCCCUCACCAACAAGGUUCACAAUGCUCCCUUUUUUCUCUGGCCCUAAAUAUAGUAUCGCCCCCCAACAAGGUUUGCAAACCCUUGUGGAAAUACACCAGUCCAUCCCAUGUCCCUUACGGUCCUCUCAAAAUAUCUCUCCCCACUUGUCAGGUGUUGGUACUGUACCUCAAUCCUUCAAGUCCUGAGCCCUGUCCCAGGUCUGGUCUGGGUUAGUGUUCUGUCUCAGGUCUGGUCUGGGUUAGUGUUCUGUCCCAGGUCUGGUCUGGGUUAGUGUUCUGUCCCAGGUCUGGUCUGGGUUAGUGUUCUGUCCCAGGUCUGGUCUGGGUUAGUGUUCUGUCCCAGGUCUGGCCUGGGUUAGUGUUCUGUCUCAGGUCUGGCCUGGGUUAGUGUUCUGUCUCAGGUCUGGUCUGGGUUAGUGUUCUGUCCCAGGUCUGGUUUGGGUUAGUGUUCUGUCUCAGGUCUGGUCUGGGUUAGUGUUCUGUCUCAGGUCUGGCCUGGGUUAGUGUUCUGUCUCAGGUCUGGUCUGGGUUAGUGUUCUGUCCCAGGUCUGGUUUGGGUUAGUGUUCUGUCUCAGGUCUGGUCUGGGUUAGUGUUCUGUCUCAGGUCUGGUCUGGGUUAGUGUUCUGUCCCAGAUCUGGUCUGGGUUAGUGUUCUGUCCCAGGUCUGGUCUGGGAUAGUGUUCUGUCCCAGGUCUGGUCUGGGUUAGUGUUCUGUCCCAGGUCUGGUCUGGGUUAGUGUUCUGUCCUAGGUCUGGUCUGGGUUAGUGUUCUGUCCCAGGUCUGGUUUGGGUUAGUGUUCUGUCCCAGAUCUGGUCUGGGUUAGUGUUCUGUCCCAGGUCUGGUCUGGGUUAGUGUUCUGUCCCAGGUCUGGUCUGGGUUAGUGUUCUGUCCCAGGUCUGGUCUGGGUUAGUGUUCUGUCCCAGGUCUGGUCUGGAUAAGUGUUAUGGCCCACAGAGUUUAUUUAUCAAAGCUGGUAUACUACUAUGCCAUCUGGCUUAGGCUGUCCACAGAUGGAGCUUUCCAAUGUAAGCUUCAAAAUAGAGGCUGAUUUUUUAGUGUGGGCUUUUCGUAAAACUUUGUGUGGAGAUUAAAAUCAUGACUGCAUUUUGGCUGUCACUAUUAUGUUUUUUCUGACGUGAUAACUGCAUUCUUGUUUGCUUGGAGGUGGUUAGGGACAUUAAAUACCAUGCAAAAUGGCAAUGUUUUUACUAGAAAAAUGUGUGGUUUGUGAAUUCAAUUAAAUGUAGUUAUUACGUUCCAGUCUGCCAAGCACUGGUUUACUGUACAGGACUGCGAUCCAUGUUUGAAAGAGUUGAGAAAUGUUGACUUGAAGGUCGGCCUUUUCCUGGUAAAUUGUUGGCUAUUGUUGUCAGCUUCAUGGAAUACACUACAGGAGUAUUUUAGGUCUUGGAGAAAUCAAACUUUGAAAAGGUUUCCAUUCAUUUUGGAAUUAGGCAUAUAGCUGGAUCUACACAAUAGAUGGCAUGGAACAUCUCAACAUUAGACUACUUUUGAGGUGUAAAAAACAUCUGACAAACUAGAAUUUUGUUAAGAUGCUCUUGGCUAUUUCCAGUACAUUUUAGCAUUUCCACACGUCUUUAAAGGUUAAUUGAGUAGACAUUGGCACCAAACGUAUUUGCAUACUGAAUUUAUUGGCCUUCAAGCUGAGGUAUUGUAUAAAAUUCCUCAAAUUAACUUGUUUUGACAUGCGCUGGAGAGUGGAAAUGAACAUGGCUCGCUCCCUCAAAAAACAUUCAUAUUAGAAAUAACAUCAAGUAACCAUGUAAAUAUUUAGAUCUGUCUUUUAAUUGUUGGUGGGUGUUUACAGUAUCUGUCACAUACCUAUAGUACUGGCCAACGGGCGUUUGGUCAAGCAGUAGUGUAGUGUCUGACUCAACUAUAAUCCAAGGUUAACUCACUUUGCCAGCUAAUUGGAAAACCCCAGAACCUACUGUAGUAUUGGGAUGUGGCUGUAUGAGCUCAAAGUAGUUGAACUAAUGGUGACAUUGGGUUUGUGCUGUACAUUUAGUUGAACUAACGGUGACAUUGGGUUUGUACUGUACAUUUAGUUGAACUAACAGUGACAUUGGGUUUGUACUGUACAUUUAGUUGAACUAACAGUGACAUUGGGUUUGUACUGUACAUUUAGUUGAACUAACAGUGACAUUGGGUUUGUACUGUACAUUUAGUUGAACUAACAGUGACAUUGGGUUUGUGCUGUACAUUUAGUUGAACUAACAGUGACAUUGGGUUUGUACUGUACAUUUAGUUGAACUAACAGUAACAUUGGGUAUGUACUGUACAGUACAGCUGUAGAUGCCUAGGAUUAUUCAGCACAUUUAGGAGGGAAAACACUGCAUUCUAUGAAUCCUCAGCAUAGUAUUUCCAGUUGACCUCAAAAUAACAUUUCUAUCUAUUUUAGAUACCCAUAUUAGGGUUAGUAGUUUUCUAGCUAUUUUAAGAUUGGUACCCAAUACAUUAUUAGGGCUAGUAGUUUUCCUGACCAUGUGACCUGACCAAAAAUAAUUAGACCAUUACUAGGUCCUGGCUGACCCCAUUAGACCAUUACUAGGUCCUGGCUGACCCCAUUAGACCAUUACUAGGCCCUGGCUGACCCCAUUAGAUCAUUACUAGGCCCUGGCUGACCCCAUUAGACCAUUACUAGGCCCUGGCUGACCCCAUUAGACCAUUACUAGGCCCUGGCUGACCCCAUUAGAUCAUUACUAGGCCCUGGCUGACCCCAUUAGACCAUUACCCCAUUAGAUCAUUACUAGGUCCUGGCUGACCCCAUUAGACCAUUACUAGGUCCUGGCUGACCCCAUUAGACCAUUACUAGGUCCUGGCUGACCCCAUUAGACCAUUACUAGGUCCUGGCUGACCCCAUUAGACCAUUAACCCAUUAGAUCAUUACUAGGUCCUGGUUGACCCCAUUAGACCAUUACUAGACCCUAACCCUAGUUUUGUUUCAUCAUGUCAAACCCCAGCCAUAACUGUCCAUAUAUCAUAUUAUUAUUAUUACCAUGAGCCACAGUAAAUACAUAUGUCUAUAUUGUCUAGAAGCCUUCUGUUCUCCUAAUACCAGCACAAGGCUGUCUUUGUAGCUGCCCACUAAUAGGGACGAAGCUGAGCCUUAUACAGUGGAAAGAGACAUUUAUAUUGUUGUUGGACAGCGUCAGUCGUCAGCAUUCGCUCUGCCCGGGUCUGCCAGUCGCACUUAAGUCACUUCUCCUCUUCCAAGAAUUCCCCCUCGCUCGGAACAAAGCGCUCAAACAGUUGGAGUCCGAGUUCCCGACAAAGAAGUACUGGGACUUUUGUUUCGACGGGCAGAGUUAGACGUUUUCACAGCAUCAUGCUUGUUCCUUUUAAGAGGUUGUUUGACCGAAUCUCAGGGUAACUCAAUCCAAGCGCGUUAUGUUCUCUCUAAUAAAGAGCGUCUCGCCAAUAAUUCACAGUGGGUCGCAAUGAUAUGUAGGCUACCUCCAGGUCCCAUUGAGAAGCUGGCAGAGGAGAGCAGAGCACUCUGACGGUAAUCAGAUUGUUGAGGAGCCUCUCCUGCUUCUCCAUUUAUUUCUCUACUCACUCUUUUUAUACUCCAUCUCUCUCUCUCUCUCUCUCUCUCUCUCCCUCUCUCUCUCUCUCUCUCUCUCUCUCUCUCUCUCUCUCUCUCUCUCUCUCUCUCUCUCUCUCUCUCUCUCUCUCGUCUCCCUCUUUUUCUUUGUCUUGCUUUGUCUCUCUCUCUCCAUCUAUCUCUCCUUCUCCACCUUUCCUUUUUCCUUAUAUUUUCUCUUCUCUCUCUACCCCCUCCAUCUCUCUCCCCAUUAGCUUCCUCUACCUCUGUAGUAGUUUGGGCGCUACAGGCCCUUAUUUUUCUGGAUGAUGGUCCAGGGCACCCGGGGCUAAGCACUCUUGGCCUGUGUGUGUGUGUGUAGGUGUGUGUAGGUGUGUGUGUGUGUAGGUGUGUGUGUGUGUGUAGGUGUGUGUGUGGGCUCGCGUGCGCACGUGCUUGUGAACUUGCGUGCAAGAGUGUAUGCAUGUAUGCAUGCAUACGUGUGAGUGUAUUUGCGAGCAUGCGUGUGUGUGUCUGGGCCCUGGGCUCGGGAUAGUCAUUCUCUCUCCUCUUUAUUAAUCUACUGUAAAAGCUGCUAAUGAGAAGCUGGCAGUUCUGCUUCAUUCCUCACAGCUCACUCUGCACACUCACUGCAUCAGCAUUCCCAACCAAAGGAAAAUAUAGAAAUAUGCAGAGAGCGUUUCCAGUCUGAUUCGGCCAUUGAUUUCAUUUUCCUUUCAGAUUUUGGUUUAUCUCUACUCAGCACUGGAAAACAAAACUUCAGAGCAACGUUAUGA